Moesziomyces aphidis is the source of this 330-nucleotide messenger RNA. The record is from the annotation of a GenBank genome assembly. NCBI's taxonomy places the organism in Eukaryota, Fungi, Basidiomycota, Ustilaginomycetes, Ustilaginales, Ustilaginaceae.
AUGCAGGGACCUACGCUUUGCACCUCGACGCCCAACCACUCGCAUCGAUUGCAAACGGCAUCACCAAUAGCCAUGAGCAAAGGAUCAUAUACAGGGCCAUUGGCCGAGCUGCACGCCAACUCGCCCGCAUUCAAGCCGCUCAUCCCGACCGCGCUCCUGCCAUACAUCGCGUUUGUCUCGCUCUUCUCGCUCUUCCUCUCGGCGUUCUACUUUACAACACUACCAAAGAGGGGACUGAGUGUCAAGGAGGUCGUCGUCGGCAUCGCCGCAAGUCUGCAGGCAGGCUUGGGUGUCGUCGCCCUGUUCAACGCCGUCGGCGUGUACGUGUGA